Messenger RNA from Dipodomys ordii (Ord's kangaroo rat), 1410 nucleotides. RefSeq names its product coiled-coil domain containing 159 (gene Ccdc159). The record is from RefSeq and is a predicted model, not a curated record. The transcript is spliced from 13 exons. Bases 72 to 1151 code for a protein of 359 amino acids. NCBI's taxonomy places the organism in Eukaryota, Metazoa, Chordata, Mammalia, Rodentia, Heteromyidae.
AUGGUGUCCCCACGGGGUCAAAUUUCAGCGUCACAGCUGGGGGCUGGCUUCGCGGUCUCUCAUGGGAGAGCAUGAACAGUGACCCUCUUUUGGCCGGCCUACCCCUGGACCCCGACUUCUCUGUAUCCUAUCAGUGCUCACCUCCUUCACCCUCGGAUGCGUGUUUUUCUGCCAAUGCAGAGAAGUGCUCUUCCUCUGACAAGGCUUUGGACUUCAAGACUUACUGGUCCAGGACAUCAGAGCUAGAGGCCGUGGGACCUGCUGCUUCUGAGGUCUUUAAGUCCUUGGAGACCAUCUCUUCUAAAAGCAAAGUUAAGUCUGCCAUGAUAGUUCCCGACACCCAGAAAUUCUUGCGAUGUGAACUAGAGUCACUCAAGACUCAGCUCCAGGCUCAGACAAAGGCUUUUGAGUUUCUGAACCACUCUGUGACUAUGUUGGAGAAAGAGAGCUGCCUGCAGCAGAUCAAGAUCCAGCAGCUCGAAGAUAUGCUGACCCCUUCGGUCCGCCAGGUAGAAAACAAGGGGCAAAAAUGGGACACGGAGCAGGGCCGGCAGGAGCUGUACGGGGCCCUGGCCCAAGGCCUGCGGGGGCUGCAGAAGACCCUGCGUGACGGAGAAGAGAUGCAGCGGGCCCGCACCACCCGCUGCCUGCAGCUGCUGGCCCAGGAGAUCCGGGACAGUAAGAAGUUCCUGUGGGAGGAGCUGGAGCUGGUGCGAGAAGAGGUGUCCUUCAUUUAUCAGAAGCUUCAGGCACAGGAAGAGGAGAUCUCGGAGAACCUGAUGAAUAUUCAGAAGAUGCAGAAGACGCAGGUGAAGUGUCGCAAGGUCCUGACUAAGAUGACCCAGCAGGGUUGCGAUCCAGCUGCCUGUCCUGAGACUGAAGGGGGGUUUGUAGAAGGCAGUAACUACUGGAAGAAUGACCUCCAGAAAGAGCUGAGUGACAUAUGGUCAGCUGUGCAUGGGCUACAGAAUUCCGUCGAUGGUCUCAACAUGUCAUCUGGGACCCUUCCCAAGGCCUCAAACCUCAGGGGCCGCAAGGGGCAUCGCUGCCUGAGCCCUCAGCGCUUGAGCCCGCAGCUCCCCUCCUGGGACUCAGACUCUGACUGGGAACCCCCGCCUUUCACCAACAACCAGUCCUUCCCACCCGCCUGAGCAGCCGGGACUGCUCACCCAGAAGAUCCCUCCAGAGAGAAAAUAAAACUAGCAGAGAUCCUUCUCCGCCCCGGACUCCCGCCCCUGCUGCUUUCCUGAGCCUCAGAACCUCCCAGUGACCCCACCACCACCACCACCACGUUAACCCCCAGAUUUUCUUCUCAGUGUCUGGGAGCUGUGCAGAGACACCCCCCCAAGUCUGUCUGUCUGUCUGUCUCUCUCUCUUUCUCACACACACACACACACACACAAGGUCAGU